UGUCAUUCCCACUUACAGUCUUGACUGGCCGGAUCCGGUGGAUGAGCUGUUUUCUUACUGCGAUCGAAAUCAUUUUCGGGCGACUCCGAUUGCUGUGCGCCAGUGCAGUGAGAUCGCUGCCUUCGCUGAGAGCCAAUACUAAUACUGGUGUCACGUUACAAGAGCGACACGCUUAGCCUGCUACUCUUGCGAGCCAAAGGCAAGAAACUGGAGGGAAGGGCGUGCAUUGAGCGAAUUGCGCCAACAUUGCCAAGAUUAGAAGCGAUUAGGUUCAUCGAUAGACUUACACUAGUUACAACAGUACCUUGUACUCGUUUGGAAUAGAACUCAGAAGGAGAAGAAAGGGAGACGUUGACACGACUUAGACUACGGCGAGGAUGGUUGUGAAGCGGAAUACCACCGCGGUACAGUGCGGUAGCCUGCUGGUGGUGGUGAUUGUGACGGUUCUUACUGCCGACCAUCGUGUUGCCGGUCAAGUUAGCUUUACACCUCCCAUACCGUUGCCAACCAUCACGUACCCACCCGGUACUUGUGGCCCCAGUCAAUACAACUGCUCAAUUACUCCUCGGCCGGGACAGAUUUGCUUCUGUGAUCCUGAUUGCUUAGACCGAACUCCCCCGGAUUGCUGCAUGGAUUUCUACACGUGCCUUGGCUUCUGCUCGCAAUACCAGACAUGCGAUGCAGUCGCGCCUGUGCCAGGUCAGAAGUGUCAGUGCUUUGCUGGUUGUACGAACAAUGCUGAUGGCGGCCCCAAUGAGUGCUGUGCCGACCAGGCGGAUGUGUGCGGAGAGAACGCUACUCUCCCCGUGCCCACCGUCACAUCGACGUGCGAUUCCAUUGGCUGCGGGAACAGCAGCUCGAACUGCAGCUGCAGUGUUGGCUGUAUGCAGAACAGCAGUUGCUGUAUCGACUUCUCAGUCCGUUGCGCCGCGCUGAUACCCACUACGAUAGUGACCACAGUUGUGGUCACCACUCAGCCGCCAGUUCAGAACUGCACUGCACUGGCGUUGCGGAAUGCGUGCGAGUCGCGCAUUCCCGGCUACGCUUGCUACUGCAACCAGGAGUGUGCCAAAACAAACACAUGCUGCCCGUCAUACAAUCAAUCGCCGUGCAAGCCAGUUCCGCUACCACUCAAUAACUGCACCGCAGCAGGCCUGGCCAACAGGUGCGCGUUUAACGAUUCGUUCUCAUGCCAGUGUGAUCCUGGAUGCGAGAGUGCCAUUGGAAACUCGGCCUGCUGCCCGGGCUAUCGUAACUCCACGUGCGUCCCUACCGUGCCAACAAUGCCGCCCACCACACCCAUGAAGACGCUGUGUGUGAACGAGGGCUGUAUGUUCAGUGACACAAUGGCCCCGUGCAGGUGUGACAGCGCUUGCAAAACCAACAACGACUGCUGCGAUGACUACGAUGCGGUGUGUGUGGCAGUAAUACCACCUCCACCACGUCCCUGGUGCGCUGAUCGCACCGUUUCUGAACAGUGCUUGUUCGUAAAGGACAACAGCUCCUUACGUUGCCAAUGCGAUCCUACUUGUCACUUGUUCACUGUUGAACCGGAUAAAUGUUGUCCAGACUACGUUUCCUUGUGCACAAAUCCAACUGCAAGUCCAGCACCGAAUGCCACUAAUCAAACGAUGACAUCAUCAACAGUUGGUAGUACAACCACCGGCAACCUGGUUACCAGGGCAACCACUGCACUUCCUACAAUGGUGCCGCCACCAUCAACAUCCUCACAGGCGACAACAACUUCACCACCCACAACACCUUCACAACCCACAACAGCCACCCUUACUUCUCCAGCCGCAAUGACCUCCACAGUCACCAACUCUGUCCCACCAACAACGAUAUCAUCAUCACAGACAGCUACAACUGGAGUAGUAUCUAUCCCAGUAACUCCUGCUGCAAGCACCGCUACCUCAACACCUUUUGCUUCAGCAACAGCUGCUCCAACAAUACCGGGUCAAAUGACUCCAGCUCAGACAACCAGUUCCGGUGUAACCAGUCCUGCAUCAACUGCAGCAUCCACAACAACUGCUGCUACAACUACUGCUGCUACAACUGCUGCUCCAACAACUGGUGCUCCAACAACUGGUACUACUACAACGGGUGCUUCAACAACUGGUGCUGCUACAACUGGUGCUGCUGCUACAACUGGUGCUCCAACAACUGCCGCUCAAACAACUGCUGCUCCAACAACUGGUGCUCCAACAACUGGUGCUCCAACAACUGCUGCUGCUACAACUGGUGCUCAAACAACUUCUGCUGCUACAACUGGUGCUGCAACAACUGGUGCUGCUACAACCGCUGCUCCAACAACCGGUGCUCCAACAACUUCUGCUGCUACAACUGCUGUUUCUACAACUGCUGCUGCUACAACUGCUGCUGCUACAACUGCUGCUGCUACAACUGCUGCUCCAACAACUUCUGCUGCUACAACUGGUGCUGCUACAACUGCUGUUCCAGCAACUGGUGCUCCAACAACUUCUGCUGCUACAACUGGCGCUGCUACAACUGCUGUUCCAGCAACUGGUGCUCCAACAACUUCUGCUGCUACAACUGGCGCUGCUACAACUGCUGUUCCAGCAACUGGUGCUCCAACAACUUCUGCUGCUACAACUGGUGCUGCUACAACUGCUGUUCCAGCAACUGGUGCUCCAUCAACAUCUGCUGCUACAACUGGUGCUGCUACAACUGCUCUUCCAGCAACUGGUGCUCCAACAACUGGUGCUGCUACAACUGCUCUUCCAGCAACUGGUGCUCCAACAACUGCUGCUGCUACAACUGCUGCUGCUACAACUGCUGCUCCAACAACUGCUGCUCAAACAACUGCUGCUCCAACAACUGCUGCUCAAACAACUGCUGCUCCAACAACUGCUGCUGCUGCUACAACUGGUGCUGCAACAACUGCUGCUCCAACAACUGGUGCUCAAACAACUUCUGCUGCUACAACUUCUGCUGCUACAACUGCUGCUGCUACAACUGCUGCUGCUACAACUGCUGCUCAAACAACUUCUGCUGCUACAACUGCUGCUCCAACAACCGGUGCUCAAACAACUGGUGCUCAAACAACUUCUGCUGCUACAACUGCUGCUGCUACAACAGCUGCUGCUACAACUGCUGCUCCAACAACUUCUGCUGCUACAACUGGUGCUGCUACAACUGCUGUUCCAGCAACUGGUGCUCCAACAACUUCUGCUGCUACAACUGGCGCUGCUACAACUGCUGUUCCAGCAACUGGUGCUCCAACAACUUCUGCUGCUACAACUGGCGCUGCUACAACUGCUGUUCCAGCAACUGGUGCUCCAACAACAUAUGCUGCUACAACUGGUGCUGCUACAACUGCUGUUCCAGCAACUGGUGCUCCAACAACUGCUGCUGCUACAACUGCUGCUGCAUCCACAGGCACCAACACACAGCCUCCAGUCAGCAGUGGCACGGACCAGCAAACGCCCACCUCAACACCUGCUACGGUCAACCAGGCAAGCAGCAGCCCUACACCAUCCCGGCAAGCUUUGUCUACAUCAGCCCGGCCGGGGAAAGACAACACACAGACACAGCCCGGCCGUGUAUCCUCUGCUAGUUCCACUCCGCCGCGUACAGCCACUGCACCACCCGUUACCUCACCUAUCAUCAUCUCUAUAUCAGCUAAAGAUUUGAUGGAGGAUGAGAGUGAGAACAGCGUUGAACUUCGCUUUUUAAAUGUCACUAGAGAUCAGUGGUUCUCCAGCUAUGAUGUGAAGUUUCGCGCCGCCAUUAUUGAACGAAUUGUCCAGCCGGCGAAUCAGCGGAGAAGACGCCAGUCCACAACAAACACUCCAACCGUUGUGUACGUCUCUCCCUCGCCCAGGGCAGAGAACGGCGAUCUUCAGGUUGUCUUCUUCGUCCGACAAAGCACUGGGAAGGCAUACAACGGCACAGCUCUUACAGAUAUCAUUGAAGCUGACCAGACACAGCUAAAUCAACAGAUUGGUGCAACCAUUGUACCUGGCUCGGUCCAGACGGGCGUGCCCGAUGAUCUCACCAAUCCACCACCUGAAGACAGCAGCAGCAACAUCGGCGGAAUAGUCGGCGGUACCGUCGGCGGUGCGUUUGGAGGUAUCAUGUUUAUAGGUCUUCUUGUCUACUUGUACAAGCGGCGGUCCUCCCACCGUAUGCUUGUUAUAUCGACUACCAGCUACAAACAGCACGAGGCCAGCGGAGGUAGUAGUACCCGUAUGAAGCGCCUGGGAUCAAUGGGAGAAAAGGGACGAGGCAAUCAAUCCUAUCUGGAAAUCGAAGGCGAUGAUGCUGAAGUUGGCGCUGAUGUGGGAUACGACCAGACGCUGCAGUUUGACGGCAAACGAGCAAAAAAGGAAAGCUUCAAGCUCUGAUUGAACGCGUAACUCCGUACUGUUAGGGUUGAGCCAUGUUGGUAUUAGUCAAUGGCUAAUGAUGUUUGCCUGGCCUAGGCGGUGGAUCAUUGCCGCUGCUUCAUUGCCAUUGGGCUGGAGCAGCAUGAUUGAUGUUUGGAUCCCGGCACUAUUGCAGUUGAAUCAUCUAAAACAGUCCAAGCCAAAGUUCACCCUGUAUCAUGGGAUGCCAACAUGCAUGGGCUGGGACUUUGCAUCUGAGUGCUCCUGCAAGUCACUCUAGUAAUUUUUUAGGUGUUUUAAAACUCACAGUGCCUAGCAUUGAAUCCUUACGAAUGCCCUGGCGAUUGCAUGACAGACAUUUCACUUGACUCAUUUGCUUUCUGCAAAAUUCGGCUACACCCGCUUAUACUGAGUUACUGGCCUCCGAGGGACGCUUUCGUAGACUUGCCAGUGCUUGGUGAUCUACUACUACUGGAUUACUGUCUGCAUCUGUGGGCACAUGUGUUCGCAUUGUUUUUUUCUGAAGUUUUAUUUUAUUCAAGUGACUAGUUUUGCAAGCAGCAAUGUAAAGUGGACACUCAUUUCAAAUGUUCGCUGCAUCAAACAUGCACGGCGUGUGCAUUGGAUUUGCCAUGACUAUGAUUGUGUUCGGCGUGCAAAGCAAUUUGAUUGGCAGGACCAUGACAUCAUUUUGCCGUGGUAUUUUAUUCACGGCCCAUUUACAAAAGAUUUUUUAGAGGACACUAUCUUCAAAUUGGUCUCUGGAAGCAUAGUUCUGCUACUAGUCAGGCACCCUAGUCCUUAGUUUAGGCAAAAUGCCUUUGAAUUACUCUAAGAGCAAGACUCGUCCAUGG
Sycon ciliatum is the source of this 5203-nucleotide messenger RNA. RefSeq names its product mucin-5AC-like. The transcript has 4 exons. Lineage: Eukaryota; Metazoa; Porifera; Calcarea; Leucosolenida; Sycettidae. Bases 378 to 4367 code for a protein of 1329 amino acids. The record is from RefSeq and is a predicted model, not a curated record.